GGCGGGGGAUUCUAAAAUAGUUUAGGCGGCAACCAAUAUUCCCUCUUGUGUUUUCGUCAAAUUUCAAACUCAAGUGUAUAUAUUAUUAAUCGUUUGCUUGCAAUUAGUAGGGUUCCGUUCAAUUCCAUAAUUUCAUUAUUUUGAUAGAAGAGAGGAGGGGAGAGAAAUGGGAGGAGGGUCAAUGAAAUCGAACCCAACCAAGGCAAGGAAGAGAGUGGAGGCCACUGAGACCCGGGAGAACUCCUUGUCAACCGUACCACCUUCUCUCGUUCGCGGCAAAGAUGGCAGUGCCUUUGCCCGAUGCGAGGAGUGCAACAAGGACGUGCCAGUGGCACUCAUCAGCAUGCACAGUUGUAGCCUCGAUGCCAAAAUCAAGCUCAACCUCAAGGCUCAAGUUGUGGAAAAGCCCCCUGAAGUGAAAAAGAAGCUUCCCGCUGACAGAAAGAGGUCCACCACCACGACAUCACAACCAAAGACAUCAAAGAGAGCCAAGAAGGACAAAGAUCCAAAUGCACCCAAGCGCCCUCUCACCGCCUUCUUCCUCUUCAUGGAUGAUUUUAGGAAAUCCUACAAGGAAGCUAAUCCUGAUUCCAAAGGCGUUAAGAUGGUUGCAAAGGAGGGUGGUGAGAAGUGGAAGUCUAUGACUGAUGAGGAGAAGAAGCCCUACGUGGAUAAAGCUGCUGAGCUUAAAGAAGAGUACAAAAUAGCACUGGAGAGUGACAUUGCAGAAGCUAGGGAUGGUGAAACACCGGAAGGGGUUUUGGAGAAAGAAGCUUCAGAGAAGGAAGGGGAGGAAGAAAUAACUGAUGUUGAUGAGUAGUACUAGCAAAUUAGUAUUAGUAUAGCUUGACAAAUCUUUUCAUAUAAAGUUUCAUGUUCCACCCUCUUUGGAGGGAUUGAGUCUAAUGCAUGUUUCUGGAUUCUUGUAAAUUCUGAGGCUCUUUGUUUCUAAGCAAACUAUGGCUUUUCGGAAACUGGUUAUAAUAUAUAUCUUCUUGAAUGA
This is a messenger RNA of Pyrus x bretschneideri (Chinese white pear), 1003 nucleotides long. RefSeq names its product high mobility group B protein 7-like. Bases 167 to 820 code for a protein of 217 amino acids. NCBI's taxonomy places the organism in Eukaryota, Viridiplantae, Streptophyta, Magnoliopsida, Rosales, Rosaceae. The record is from RefSeq and is a predicted model, not a curated record. The transcript is spliced from 8 exons.